AUGAGGCAAAGAGCAGAAUUCGACUGGGAUAAAGAAACCAGAUCAUCUUUACUGUCAGCAUAUUUCUAUGGCUACAUUAUAACCCAGAUUCCUGGAGGUUGGCUUGCCGAUAGGUUUGGAGGUACACGUGUAUUUGGGAUCGCAAUGGGUGUUUCCGGAAUAUGCACUGUGUUGUUACCGGUUUGUGCCAGAACCUCAGUCGUGUUGGUAUUUAUUCUUCGUGUGAUAAUAGGACUAGUUCAGGGCGUAGUUCAUCCGGCGUGUUAUUCCUUAUGGGGAAGAUGGGCGCCUCGAUUUGAGACAAGCAAAUUGUUAGCAGUAUCGGGUGUUGGAGCUGUCAUUGGCAUUAUAACAACUUUUGCAACCUCUGGAUUGUUAUGUGAAUAUGGAUUCGAUAAUGGAUGGGGUUCCAUAUUUUAUAUAUCAGGUGGUCUGUGUUGUGUUUGGACGGUUCUUUGGUUUUAUAACGUAAGAGAUUCACCUAGUAAACACCCAAGGAUUUCCGAAUUGGAAAGAGCGUAUAUCGAAAACAAUGUCGCAUUUGAUACAAGAAAAAAGAAUCUGACGACACCCUGGAAAGACAUGGUGAAAUCUGCCCCACUAUGGGCGUUACUUAUAUGUCACUCAUGUAGCAACUGGGCGGAUUAUACAUUGAUGACAAGUUUGCCUGUAUUCAUGAAAGAAGUAUUGAAGUUCGAUAUUAAAAGUAACGGAGCAUUAUCAGCGACUCCAUAUAUAUGUUCCUCCGUUAGUGUUUUGUUGGUAGCACACUUAGCAGAUAGACUUAGAAGUAAACACAUACUUACAACGACUCAAACAAGGAAGAUUUUUCAAAGUAUUGGCAAUUCAGCAUUUAUUGGAGGGUCAAUUUUUCUGGUAGCAACAGGAUUUGUUCCAUGUUCUAAACGGGAACUUGCAGUUAUUUUUCUUUGCCUUGCUGUCUUUACAAAUGGAUGCAAUGCCGCUGGAUACGGUGCAAAUCACAUUGAUAUAGCUCCUAAGUAUGCAGGCCUUCUAAUAGGAAUAACAAAUACUGCUGCAACAAUUCCAGGAAUUAUUUCACCUAUGGUUGCUGGAGUCUUAACACCAAAUGGUGAUUCAGAAGAAUGGCGGAAUGUUUUUUAUGUCGCUGGUGGGUUUUAUAUUUCUGGAAUGGUGAUUUUUGCAAUCUUUGGAAGUGGAGAAGUUCAACCGUGGGCUAUGGAUAAGGAAAUUGAGAUCAAAGUGUCUUCUAGUCUUUUAUUUCCAGACAAUGGAGACAAUGAUAAGAAAGUGGUUUCUGGAAAUGACACAGUCAAACAACGUCUUUUCAUUGAAAAUAAUGACAACCAUAAUGAUUUGGAUGAUAUUCAAAAUACAAAACUUGAUUAAAAUUCAGUAUUA
Molecule: messenger RNA, 1383 nt
Organism: Mytilus trossulus (common blue mussel)
Lineage: Eukaryota; Metazoa; Mollusca; Bivalvia; Mytilida; Mytilidae
Product: sialin-like
Exons: 10
Coding region: 1-1371 (456 amino acids)
Biological process (GO): monoatomic anion transport; transmembrane transport
Cellular component (GO): membrane
Molecular function (GO): transmembrane transporter activity
Source: RefSeq, a predicted model, not a curated record